AUGGCAUCAGGCGGCGGCGGCGGUGCCGGUGUGUGCAACAAGAGAUACCGACGAUCGGCCGACGACGACGGCGAGACGAGCGGCCGCAACAAGAGAUGCGGCGUCGGCCCAAGCUCUGGGGCCAACGACGACGGCGAGAGCGGUGACGGCACCGGCGCUUACAUGGACGGGACCAAAACGGCUGACGACGACGGCGCCGGCGAGGAGUACAUGUACGGGUACGACGACGACGAAGCCGAGCAAUCAGAGGGCGACGCCGCCUCGGCGUGCGACACGGAGCAGAGGUACGUCGUGCUCACCGAGGCCGAGGUCCACGCGCGGCAAGAGGCGGACACGGCCAAGGUCGCCGAGGUCCUGUCGAUCCCGACGGGCUUCGCGGCCGUCCUGCUGCGCCACUUCAAGUGGCGCGUGGGGCGGGUCCAGGAGGAGUGGUUCACCGACGACCGGCGCGUCCGCGGCGCCGUCGGCCUGCCGGCUCCAGAGGAAGACGGCGACGAGCAAGUCCUAGUCCCCGACGCGCGCAGCCCGCGGCCGCAGGUCUGCGGCAUCUGCUUCGAUCCGUACCCCGCCGGGCGGACGCGGUCGGCGGGGUGCUCCCACUACUACUGCGACAGCUGCUGGAGCGGGUACGUCGCCGCGGCGGUGGGCGACGGCGCGCGGUGCCUAUCGCUGCGGUGCCCGGACCCGUCCUGCUCGGCGCCCGUCGUCCGGGAGCUCGUCGACGCGGUGGCGGCGGGCGCCGCGGACAGGGCCCGGUACACGCGGUUCUGGCUCCGGUCGUACGUGGAGGAGAGCGGCGGGCGGAUCAAGUGGUGCGGCGGCGCCGGGUGCACCCGCUCCGUGGAGUACCUCGGCGACGCGGCGGCGGCGACGGACGUGUUCUGCUGCGGGUGCAGGCACGGCUUCUGCUGGGGCUGCGGCGAGGAGGCGCACUGGCCGGUGUCGUGCGGCACGGUGCGCGCGUGGCUUGCCAAGAACGACUCCGAUUCGGAGACAGCCAACUGGGUGGUGGCCAACACCAAGCGCUGCCCCAAGUGCCGGCGGCCGAUCGAGAAGAACCACGGCUGCAACCACAUGACGUGCGGCGCGCCCUGCCGCCACCAGUUCUGCUGGCUCUGCUUCGACCCCUGGGACAACCACCGAGGCUGCACGCGCUACGACUACCGCCAGCGGCAGCAGGUGGAGGCCGCCGCCGCGGACGAGGAGGAGGCGCGCCGGAGGCAGGCCAAGGCGUCGCUGGACAGGUACCUGUACCACUACGAGCGGUGGGCGGGCAACGGCAAGUCGCUGCAGAAGGCGCUCGCGGACGCGGACGAGCUGGAGAGGUCGGAGCUCGAGAGGAUGGCCAGGAUGGUGGACGUUCCGGCGAUGGAGCUCGGGUUCGUGACCGAGGCGUACCGGCAGAUCGCCGACGGCCGGCGCGUGCUGCGGUGGGCUCACGCCUACGCCUACUUUUUGUUCCUUGACCCGGAGCGCGACGCGGCCAAGCGCGACCUGUUCGACGACCUGCAGAGCCAGGCGAACCGGUGGCUCGAGUGCCUCCACAGCUGCGCCGAGCUGGAGAGGAAGGAGCUCUUCGGCGGUGGUGCCAAUGGUGACGGCGAGUCCGCCACCGUCGCCGUCGAGGCGUUCAGGGCGUACAAGGAGAAGGUCGCCAACCUCACCGGAGUGACGCGGAAAUUCAUGGGGAACCUUGUGAAAGCGUUCAAGACCAACCUGCCGGAAGUGGUGGUGACGCCGGCAUUCGAUUUCGAUCACAUAGUGAAUGGACCAACGAUGGGCAGACAAACAGCUGGUGUUGGAGGCAUUAUUUCUACGCCAACUGUUACACUGGAACCAGCAGCCAUGCUACCGAUGAACUCAACUUUUUUCGGAGAAGCUACAACCUCGAUGGGACUGCCUAAUAUGGGAGCAAUAACACCAUUUCAAUUCCACAUGUCAAACAUGAUAUCAAGUGGCACGACAUCGACACCCUCUGUCACCUUCUCUAUGUCUGGACCUGGACAACCAAUUGGUACUGAACUGAUGAUGGUACAGAGCACAGCUCUUGGCUCCUUUGGCUCAAACACUUCUACUGCAUGGGACAAUUCAGACAUUGCUGAAUCAUCCUCUCAGCCUAACAGCAUGGGCAUGAAUCGACAAGCAGGAAUCAAUCCCCUCAGUUCUGCCAUGAAUGUGCCUAUUGGAAUGCAUCACAAUGCCCAACAACCGCCACCAAAAUAUGUCAGAAUUUGGGAGGGAACCUUAUCCGGGCAAAGACAAGGACAGCCUGUAUUUAUUUGUAAACUCGAUAGUUGGAGUGGAACAGUGUCCAAAACAGUUGCAGCAGACUGGCCAGAAACUAUGCAGAUUGUUCGCCUCAUAGCGCAGGAGCAUAUGAACAAGAAACAAUAUGUUGGAAAGACAGACUUUCUAAUAUUUCGGACUUUAAAUCAGCAUGGGUUUCUUGGACAACUACAAGAGAAGAAGCUGUGUGCUGUGAUACAAUUACCAUCGCAAACUCUACUACUUUCAAUGUCUGAAAAAGCAGGACGUAUGAUUGGCAUGCUCUUCCCUAAGAACAUGGUGAUGUUCAAACCAGAGGUCUUAACUCAGCCAUCACCAGUGCAGCAGGAAAAGCUACAGCAACAACAAGAACUUCUACACCACCAACAGCAACAGCUACAACAUCAACAACAGCAAAACUUACAGCGUCUUCAACAACAAAUCCUACAGCAGCAACAGAUGCAACAAAUGCAGCAUCAGCAGCGGCAACAGAAGCUACACCAGCAACAACUUCAACACCAAGAACCACUACUUUUAUUUACGCCAAAAGAACAGCAACAACUGUUGCAACAAAUGCAACAGCAACCUCAAUACCAGCAACCGCUACAGCAACAAAUGCAACAUCAACAACAACUAAGGCAACAAAUACAGCAUCAGAAGAAUCAGCAGCAACAUAUGCAGCAAAUGCAGCCCCAGCAACAACCGCUGCCUCAGAUGGUGGGUACAGAACUAGGCAGUGAUGAUGAUGCAAGGGAAGAUUGGGUCACAGGGGCUGGGCAGCAUGCCUAG
Molecule: messenger RNA, 3054 nt
Organism: Miscanthus lutarioriparius
Lineage: Eukaryota; Viridiplantae; Streptophyta; Magnoliopsida; Poales; Poaceae
Source: the annotation of a GenBank genome assembly